UUCAUAGCAGCCAUGUGAUUACGAAAGACGUGCAAGGCCAAGGAUCUCGUCGCAAUACGUAGCAAUACGUUUCUUUAUGCAUAAAUGCUUGAAAGGACAGGACAUGGAUGUUCGUCUGACAAGUAUCAAGGAUAUGAAGUGCUCUUGGGGGUUGGUCAAGUGUUGGAGCGAUGCCUACAAUUAGAUGUCUUUCAAACGUUAUAGGAUGCAUUUUGAUUACUUGUCAUGGCUCGAUGUCAGUUCGCACAAAAACCCGAUGAUGGUCAAAAAUGCCCAAAGCAGAUAUCAUGCAGAAUGUCAUUAGGUGCUGAAAAGCGAUGAGGAACAUUUGUGACCGAUCCAAAGGCACCCUGGCCAUUUCGAUCGAUUUGGGCCGCGUCCAAGUGAUAUAAAAUCGCUGGGCAAGGCUCUCCAUUUCCUAUUUUUCGUCCAGAUCUGCAAUAUGCUCGUGCUUAUAGUGAUUAUCCUACAUCUAGUGGACGGCAUCCAAGGGCGUCAGGCGCCAUUAACGAUAUCCCCAGGUUUAGACCUCUUUGGCGGGACAUCUCCUUGGAAUGUGUCAGAAUGGGAAGCCAUAGAUGAUCGAGUUCGAGGAGGCACGUCUGAAAGUACCCUGGAACUUGUUCAGAAUAACACAGUGCUCUUCAAAGGCUACGUUGACACGGAAAUCCUCGGCGGAGCUGGCUUUGCAUCUCAGAGAACCCGUGGGAACUUGAUGUUGGAUCUUUCUUUGUAUACGCAUCUUCAGAUCCAGGUUGCAGCAUCGGAUCAAAGAACCUAUUCGCUGAAUCUCUACACUAGCCCCGAAAAGCCGAGCUAUCCAUACUCUCGUCUUACAUACAAGUACAGCUUCAAUCCCCAGGGCCAUGCAGGCGAUUUCUCUGCACCGUGGGACGAUUUUAAGCCGUUCUGGAGGGGAAAGGAGGUGGAUGGCCCUAAACUGGAUGCUAGCUCCAUCCAAGGCCUAGGAAUUAUGUGUCAGAGCUUUUUUGGAGCGCAGGAGGGCGAUUUUCAGCUUGUAGUUGCGAGAAUCUCUGCCGUCGUUAAAUAACUCGUCGAGAUAUUUCUGUAGACUUGUAGUAGAUUCAGUAUAGCAGAUAUAAUGGCUUACAUGAACAUUGGAAACUCUCGUUGCUUUCACCGAA
Messenger RNA from Spizellomyces punctatus DAOM BR117, 1145 nucleotides. RefSeq lists its product as uncharacterized. Lineage: Eukaryota; Fungi; Chytridiomycota; Chytridiomycetes; Spizellomycetales; Spizellomycetaceae. Gene Ontology annotation, biological process: NADH dehydrogenase complex assembly. Bases 443 to 1051 code for a protein of 202 amino acids. The record is from RefSeq and is a predicted model, not a curated record. The transcript is spliced from 3 exons.